This is a messenger RNA of Suillus discolor, 366 nucleotides long. RefSeq lists its product as uncharacterized. The coding region runs from base 1 to 366 and encodes 121 amino acids. The transcript is spliced from 5 exons. Lineage: Eukaryota; Fungi; Basidiomycota; Agaricomycetes; Boletales; Suillaceae. The record is from RefSeq and is a predicted model, not a curated record.
AUGUGUUGUCAAGGACUGUUCGGCACGAUAGACGCUGGUAUGAUCACACCAAGUGCUGGGAAGAUCACCAACCGGAAGGGUAAAGGUAGAGGGCGCCAAGGUGGUAACACUGGUGCAGGUGGAGGUAACAUGAAACGUGAAGACGACGAUGACAAUGGUGUGGCCAAUAAGGAGUUCUUUUUGCCUGUACAUGCUGUUUCCAAUAACCCAGGAGGUCCUGCCUUAAACUUGAACAUCCAUAAAACCCUGGUGGAACAGCACACACCAGAGAUAGUUCUCCGUGGACUCGUGAAUAACACUGACAUUGAAAAGCUUUUCGAGUAUCAUAUUUUGGAAGCAAAUCAAUCCAUUCAUUGGCCUCCUUGA